AUGUUUAUCAAUGAACGCGAAAAGGGCGAAUCAUUCGAUUUAAAAAAGUAUUCCCAAAAGGAUUUCUACGUCCAGGUUUUCACUUCGGUUAUCAAGCAGCAAAGAAAUACUCCUCGGUUACUCUCCAACACUCAAGAAUUCACAGCAAAUCGCAGCGUACGAAUAACCAAAAUCGAUACGGCGUACAAAAAUGCUGUCGCAUUACAGUUCGGUAGUCGAUUUCGUAUGUUCCUCAACCAACUGACUGGGCAAAAAGAGAAGAUCGAAAGUAAAGAGCAAGAACUGCACAGGGAGAAAAAUCCCAAAAAGGAGAUAAGUGACACCAUUUACAAAGAAAUUACGGAGCUUUGUAAACGCUUAAAGCUCAUGCUUGUACCUGGAAACACUCAGAACUUGCUCACAGAUAUUUUGAAUGGUGAAAAAGUUUCUCGUAUCCGAAAAUUCUUCAGCAUCUACGGAUCUAAUUAUAAAUUCGGAAGUAUUUAUUAUGAUUGCAAAUCAGAACCUCUCAAUCACUUCAAGGCCUAUUACAAGAUGGCAAAAUUAUACGAACAGUCUGAACACAUUCCUUAA
Molecule: messenger RNA, 573 nt
Organism: Rhizopus microsporus ATCC 52813
Lineage: Eukaryota; Fungi; Mucoromycota; Mucoromycetes; Mucorales; Rhizopodaceae
Exons: 2
Coding region: 1-573 (190 amino acids)
Source: RefSeq, a predicted model, not a curated record